UCGGACACAGAGGCGGAGAAGAGCGGUGAACGGAUCAUUGCGGCGCCGAUCGGGCAAUGGAGAAAAUCCUUAGGGACCCGACCGAUGAUGGAUCGAACAUGAAGGAGAAUCCAGAGCAGAAACGGAGCGGUCUGGUGAAGCGACUCGCCUCUGUUUCGAACCAGCUCAAGCGCAUGACAUCGGUCUCUAAACCAGCUAGAUUGGACCGGUCGAAGUCAACGGCCGGUCAGGCUUUGAAAGGCCUCAAGUUCAUCAGCAAGGCCGACCGUGGCGCUGGCUGGACCGCCGUGGAGAAGCGGUUUGCUAAGAUCACGAAAACUACUGAGGGAUUGCUGCUUCGGUCUAAAUUCGGUGAAUGCAUAGGGAUGAACUCAAAGGACUUUGCUUUGGUGUUGUUUGAUGCAUUAUCUAGAAGAAGGGGUAUGACCGGGGACGUGAUUGAUAAAGACCAGUUAAAGGACUUUUGGGAACAAAUAAGUGAUCAAAAAUUUGAUUCCAGGCUUAUGACGUUUUUUGACAUGAUGGAUAAAGACGGCAAUGGUAGACUAACCGAAGACGAAGUUAGAGAGAUCAUCAAUCUUAGUUCGUCUGCAAACAAUUUGCCAACCAUCCAGAAAAAGGCAGAUGAAUAUGCAGCAAUGAUAAUGGAAGUGCUUGACCCACAUAAGAUAGGAUACAUCAUGGUGGAAAGUCUAAAGGAUUUGCUUAUGCAAGCAGAAGUAGAACCUGGACUCACAAAUACUGAAGAAAGAAAGCAGUUGAGCCAAAUGUUAACUGAGAAGCUUAAGCCUACGCUUGACCCUAACCCGUUGAGGAGAUGGUACCGUGGAGUGAGAUUCUUCGUACUGGAUAGCUGGCAAAGAAUUUGGGUGAUAGCCUUGUGGCUCAUGAUUAUGGCCAUCCUCUUCAUAUACAAGUACACUCAAUACAAGGAUAGAGCAGUGUAUGAAGUGAUGGGGCGUUGUGUGUGUUUGGCCAAAGGUGCAGCAGAGACGCUGAAGCUGAACAUGGCCUUGAUUCUGUUACCUGUAUGCCGGAACACCAUCACAUGGCUUAGAAAUAAGACCAGUUUGGGUGUUCUUGUCCCUUUUGAUGACAACAUUAACUUUCAUAAGGUCAUAGCGGUGGGAAUUACGAUAGGAGUAAGCAUACACGCGGUGGCCCACUUGGCGUGCGAUUUUCCAAGACUGAUCGCAGCAACUCCAGAGGCAUACAUGCCUCUAGGAAAAUUCUUUGGAGAGGAGCAACCGAAGAGUUACAUGCAUUUUGUGAAGUCAACAGAAGGAAUAACAGGGCUCGUAAUGGUUUUUCUGAUGGCAAUUGCUUUUACACUAGCUAUGCCUUGGUUCAGAAGAGGCAAACUAGAAAAAAAGCUUCCAGGGCCACUAAAGAAACUAGCCAGCUUCAAUGCCUUCUGGUACACUCACCAUUUGUUUGUUAUAGUCUACAUUCUCCUUAUCAUUCAUGGAUACUACUUGUUUCUCAGCAAGGAAUGGUACAAGAAAACUACGUGGAUGUACUUGGCAGUACCAAUAACUCUCUAUGCAUGCGAGAGAUUGAUACGAGCAUUCAGAUCAAGCAUCAGGACGGUGAAAGUUCUUAAGGCUCCCGCUUAUCCUGGAAACGUAUUGAAUUUGCACAUGUCAAGGCCUAAAAACUUCAAAUACAUGAGUGGUCAAUACAUGUUUGUAAACUGCCCAGCAGUCUCACAAUUUGAGUGGCAUCCAUUUUCUAUAACUUCUGCACCACAAGACGACUAUCUGAGCGUUCAUAUAAAAUCACUGGGAGACUGGACAAAAGCUAUCAAACGAGUUUUCGCUGAGGUGACAUCUAAACCACCUCCGGACGGAGACAUGUUGCAUGGUGCAAAUAAUCCCGUUUUCCCCAAAAUUCUGAUUGAUGGUCCGUACGGCGCACCAGCACAAGACUACAAGAAGUACGAGGUGGUUCUAUUGGUUGGCCUUGGGAUUGGGGCCACCCCGAUGAUCAGUAUUAUCAAGGACAUUAUCAACAAUACGGAUGCCAAGGAACAGGGCCAACUCAACCAAAUGGAGAAGGGAUCGCAAAAGGAGUCACAAGGUAAGAAAGAACGUUUCAAGACGCGAAGGGCUUACUUCUACUGGGUAACGAGGGAGCAGGGCUCGUAUGAUUGGUUCAAGAACAUCAUGAACGAGAUCGCAGAACGGGACAGAAGCAAAGUCAUAGAACUACACAACUAUUGCACUAGCGUCUACGAAGAAGAUGAUGCUCGUUCCGCGCUCAUACAUAUGCUCCAGUCUAUAAGCUAUGCCAAGAGUGGUCGGGACAUUGUCUCUGAGACAAGGGUCAAGUCUCACUUCGCAAAACCUAAUUGGGAAGACGUCUACAAACAGGUUGCCUUGGAUCACCCUGGCACUAAUGUUGGGGUGUUCUAUUGUGGAUCACCGGUAUUGACAAAGGAGUUAAGGCGUCUAGCUUUGGAAUUCACACACAAGACGAACACCAGAUUCACUUUCCACAAAGAGAACUUUUAAAUAAGGACCACGAAGCUUAUACUCAAAUUGCUGAUCAACUAUAUAUGUAUGAUGGAUCAACUAUAUAUGUAUGAUGGGCAACAAGAUACUGAAAUAAUUAUGGAGUUGAGUGCAAUGUUGUGUUUUGACAAUUUGGUGGGGCAC
This is a messenger RNA of Eutrema salsugineum, 2657 nucleotides long. Its product is annotated as putative respiratory burst oxidase homolog protein G. Gene Ontology annotation, molecular function: NAD(P)H oxidase H2O2-forming activity; peroxidase activity; calcium ion binding. The record is from RefSeq and is a predicted model, not a curated record. Gene Ontology annotation, cellular component: plasma membrane. Lineage: Eukaryota; Viridiplantae; Streptophyta; Magnoliopsida; Brassicales; Brassicaceae. The transcript has 11 exons. The coding region runs from base 57 to 2513 and encodes 818 amino acids.